This is a messenger RNA of Penicillium crustosum, 717 nucleotides long. Its product is annotated as kinase-related protein. Bases 1 to 717 code for a protein of 238 amino acids. The record is from RefSeq and is a predicted model, not a curated record. The transcript is spliced from 2 exons. Lineage: Eukaryota; Fungi; Ascomycota; Eurotiomycetes; Eurotiales; Aspergillaceae. Gene Ontology annotation, cellular component: cytoplasm. Gene Ontology annotation, molecular function: ATP binding; kinase activity.
AUGGAUCAACAGGUAGACCGACUGGUGAACAAGACCUGGGCAAAACUCUGCUCAACGGCAGACGACGCGCGUCUAAUGAUUGCUAUCAGCGGCAUCCCAGGCUCCGGCAAGACAGGCCUAGCAACAAUGAUGGCAGCGCGGAUUAACAAAAUCUACGCCUCGGAGAACCCAACAACACCAACACCGAUAGCAAUCGCCCUCCCAAUGGACGGGUACCACCUCACGCGCGCACAGCUAGCAGCCAUGCCAGAUCCGGUGCAUGCGGCGGCACGUCGAGGCGCAGAAUUUACUUUCGACGGCGAGAAAUUCCUCGAGCUUGUGCGGGCUCUUCGAGAGCCGCUUACAGCCCAAACGGGCACUCUCUACGCGCCGAGUUUUGACCAUGCUAUUAAAGAUCCCGUUGAUGGGGAUAUUGCCAUUCCGGCGAGUUGUCGGGUGCUGUUUUUUGAAGGGAAUUAUCUAAGCUUGGAUCGGGAGCCGUGGAAGACGGCUGCUGCGUUGAUGGAUGAGCUUUGGUUUGUUGAUGUUGAUUUUGAAGUUGCGAGGAAGAGGUUGGUGGCUAGGCAUGUUAAGGCGGGGAUUGCGAGGGAUGAGGUUGAGGCGGAUAAGAGGGCUAGAGAGAAUGAUUUGGUUAAUGGGAGGGAGAUUGUGGAUCAAAGAUUGCCGGUGCAGGAGGUUGUUUCGAGUAUUUUUGAUCCUGUUUGGGAGAAGUUAUGA